Molecule: messenger RNA, 1061 nt
Organism: Rhizophagus irregularis DAOM 181602=DAOM 197198
Lineage: Eukaryota; Fungi; Glomeromycota; Glomeromycetes; Glomerales; Glomeraceae
Source: RefSeq, a predicted model, not a curated record
UUGUUCGAUGUUUUGGUUUAACACAAAAUCCAUCAAAUGGAAAUUAUAUGCUUGCAAUGAUGAAAUUUGAUAUAGAUUUAAGAACAUAUUUACAACAAAAUCAUAAACAACUUACAUGGAAAAAGAGAAUUAAUAUUGCUUAUGAAAUAAUUCGUGCACUUUAUUUCAUUCAUUAUGUGAAAGCAAUUCAUAGAGAUUUACAUUCUGGAAAUAUAUUAUACUCACAAUUUAAUGAUCGUUGGUGUAUCAGUGAUCUUGGAUUUUGUGGACCUGCUGAUAAAUCUUCAACAAGUAUAUAUGGAAAUCUUCCUUACAUAGCACCCGAAGUUAUUGUUGGAAGAGAAUAUACUUUUGCAUCUGAUAUUUAUAGUAUUGCAAUUCUUAUGUGGGAAAUUUCAUCUGGACAAACACUAUUUAUAAAUUAUGAACAUGAAAAUGAUAUUGUAAUGAAUAUUAUUAACGGUAUAAGACCAAAAAUUGUGCCAGGAACUCCAUUAGAAUAUAAAAAUUUAAUGAAAGAAUGUUGGGAUGCUGAUCCAUUAAAAAGACCUGACGCUUAUACACUUGGGGAAAGAAUGAAAAGAUUUAAUUUAGAUUAUCAAAAUAUGACAGAUGAAUCAUUCAAAUCAGAAAUAGUAGAUAAUUUAGAAAUGAAUAAAGCAGAAGAAAAUUAUACGAGUAGCAGAUUAUUCACAAGUAAAAUUCACAACUUUGAAAAUCUACCUGAACCAAGAAAUGCAACAGAAGUUAAUGAUUUUAAUAAAUCAAAUAAGCGAGAUAGCAAAUCAUCUAAAGUAAUUACUAUUUUUAGAGAUAGUAAUAAAAAAUUAUCUAAAUUAUUUAAAAAGUUGCAAAUAAAGUCAAAAAAUGAUGAAAAGGAAAUAACUCAACAACAUGUCGAUGGUAGGUGAUGACGAUGUAUAUAAUAAUCCAAAUCUUCAUUCGAAAGAACAGGAUGAACUUGAAAUUCCUGAUGGUAGGUUCUUAAGUAAAUAAGAUUUCUUUUUAAAGCAAAUAAUUAAUUUAUAAUUUGUUAUUUUUUUUAUCUUUAGAUGGAUUUU